Messenger RNA from Herpailurus yagouaroundi (jaguarundi), 3377 nucleotides. It is a transcript of the gene CAMK4, whose product is annotated as calcium/calmodulin dependent protein kinase IV. The record is from RefSeq and is a predicted model, not a curated record. NCBI's taxonomy places the organism in Eukaryota, Metazoa, Chordata, Mammalia, Carnivora, Felidae. Gene Ontology annotation, molecular function: protein kinase activity; ATP binding. Bases 325 to 1746 code for a protein of 473 amino acids. The transcript is spliced from 11 exons. Gene Ontology annotation, biological process: protein phosphorylation.
CUCUCUCCUUUGCAGUGCCUCCGCCUCUCCUCUCCGGCUGACAGCGACCGGGUUCUCCCUCCACACCCUCUCCCGGUUCCUCGCCCCCUUCUCCACCCACCCUCCUUCCCUCCCUCCCUCUCGAGCGUGCUGGAGGAAAGCCGCAGCCUGCGCGCGGCCCAGGGCGCCGGGGGAGGCGGCGGCAGCGGCGGCGGUGGGUGUGUGCGUGUGUGUGAAGGACGCCACCUCUUGCUCCUGCGUUCGCAGGCGGCGGCGGGCGGCGGGGCUUCUCGCUCCGGCAGCGGCGGCGACAGUGGUGGCGGCUUCCGGAGUCCCGCCGCGAAGAUGCUCAAAGUCACGGUGCCCUCGUGCUCCUCCUCGUCCUGCUCUUCGGUCACCGCCAGUGUGGCCCCAGGAGCCGGGAGCCUCCUCCCGGAUUACUGGAUCGAAGGUUCCAACAGGGAUGCGUUGAGCGAUUUCUUCGAGGUGGAGUCGGAGCUGGGACGGGGUGCUACAUCCAUUGUGUACAGAUGCAAACAGAAGGGGACCCAGAAGCCUUAUGCUCUCAAAGUGUUAAAGAAAACAGUGGACAAAAAAAUCGUAAGAACUGAGAUAGGAGUUCUUCUUCGCCUCUCACAUCCAAACAUUAUAAAACUUAAAGAGAUAUUUGAAACCCCUACAGAAAUCAGUCUGGUCCUAGAACUCGUCACAGGAGGAGAACUGUUUGACAGGAUUGUGGAAAAGGGAUAUUAUAGUGAACGAGAUGCUGCAGAUGCUGUUAAACAAAUCCUGGAGGCAGUUGCUUACCUACAUGAAAAUGGGAUUGUCCAUCGUGAUCUCAAACCAGAGAAUCUUCUCUAUGCAACUCCAGCCCCAGAUGCACCACUCAAAAUCGCUGAUUUUGGACUCUCUAAAAUUGUGGAACAUCAAGUGCUCAUGAAGACAGUGUGUGGAACCCCAGGGUACUGCGCACCUGAAAUCCUUAGAGGCUGUGCCUAUGGACCUGAGGUGGACAUGUGGUCUGUCGGAAUAAUCACCUACAUCUUACUUUGUGGAUUUGAACCAUUCUAUGAUGAAAGAGGUGAUCAGUUCAUGUUCAGGAGAAUUCUGAAUUGUGAAUACUACUUUAUCUCCCCCUGGUGGGAUGAAGUAUCUCUAAAUGCCAAGGACUUGGUUAGAAAAUUAAUUGUUUUGGAUCCUAAGAAACGGCUGACUACUUUCCAAGCUCUCCAGCACCCAUGGGUCACAGGCAAAGCAGCUAAUUUUGUACACAUGGAUACCGCUCAAAAGAAGCUCCAAGAAUUCAAUGCCCGACGCAAGCUUAAGGCAGCAGUGAAGGCCGUGGUGGCCUCUUCCCGGCUGGGAAGCGCCAGCAGCAGCCACAGCAGCAUCCAAGAGAGCCAGAAGGCCGGCCAGGCACCUUCUUCGAUUCAGGAUGGCAGUGAAGAUGUUAAAGCUAUCUCAGAAGGAGACGAAGUUCAAGGAAGUGGGGCCCCAGUGGCAGUUGAGCGGGCAGAGGCUGAGCUGAUGAAGGUACAGGCUGUAGAAGAAGUUAAAGAUGCUGAUAUAAGUGCUGCCAAGGCCGCCAGUGCGGUGCCCAAAGCAAUAGAAGAUGGGACAAAGGUGGCUGACCCGGAAAUCGAGGAGGGCCUAGUAGAGGAGAAGCUGAAGACCUUGGAGGAAGCAGCAGCCUCCAAACAAGAGCAAGAAAACCCGGCUGUGGUAUUUGGAGCUCAGCAGAAUGAUGUGAUCCUGCCAGAGUACUGAUUUGGCUUCUUUCCAGUCGGGAGGCCAAAUGCGGGCACUUUGUAUGUUUUGUCCUUCAGCAAGGAAGAUGUAGAAGCAUGAUCUGCAUUAUAGUGAUUCUGUUUUUUGAGGUGCAAAAAAAAAAAAAUACAUAUAUAUCAGUUGGUAAUCCUAACUUCAUGCAUGUGACUGCUUUAUGAAAAAAUAGUGUCUUCUCUGGUAUGUAAUGGAUACCUAAUGCUGAUGAGUUAAAUUUGAAAUUUUGAGUAAACAACAUACAUUUUAAAAACAUACAUUUUCAGGGACCAGUAGCAUACAUUUGAAGUAACUAGUAACACAUUGUUUUUGCUUUGAAAACCUAGCCAUCAUACAUCCUUUGGAUUUCUUCACAAGGCAGUAAUUCCUUUGGACUGUUGCUCAAUAUUAGGUAAUGCUAUAAGACAUGUUCCCAUGGCAUUCACAUUAUCCUUUUCAGUGUGUUCAAACUGUUUACAAGGAGAUGGUUAUAGGGUGCAGUUUUAUGGUACAUAUAAAAAAUCCCACUUACAAUGGUAAGAAGUUGAAGCAUACUUAAGGGCCAUGAAACAAAAUGCCCUUAAAGCUUGUAUAGCAAAUGCUUUCUAAUUUUGUCCUUAUUUAUACACACUAUAUUACUAAUAACCAAAAAUGUUCUAUCACAAAAUCCUGCCAUUUUAUAAUCCUGGAGAAAGUAUUUUACAGACUCCUGCUGAGAGAUAUAUCCCUUCCUUCCCAUGCUAAUACAGUUUCUUUCUCAUGGACAACACUUAAGGUAGGCUAAAGAAACUGAGGGAAGAGAAGGAGCUAAGGCCUAGACCUAAACUAACAAAGGUUGACUGCUUGUCAUUUUCAGAUACAAUUGGAUUUAUUCAUGAGUUUGUACAACUUUAAAGACCGUGACAUUUUUAUGAAUAAACUCUGUAUUUACCGAGUUUCAAAUAUUCAGAAAAAUCUACCCCACAGGCUGGUGCCAAAAUGUCUGAAUAGAGUGAGAAUAAUAUUCCAUUAUAAGAUCAUCCACUUUACUAGAGUAAGGAAACUUUUGUUUAUGAAAGUCCUUUUUCCCUUCAGUUGAUGAUGAACUAGAAAUAUUGCUUAUGAACUAAAGAUAUUUCAGAAAAUCUGGUAUAUCUUUUUCUCAUACUUGGAAUAGAAGUGCCCACAUCUUACAAUGUAGUUUUUUAGUUUCCAUGCCAAGAAAUUUAGGACAGUGCAACAUUUUAUUUGCCUUAAAAAACAAAAACAAAAACAAAAAGAAACAAAGACAGAGCACUGAUUUCCAAUCAGACUCACAAGAAGCUGUAACAUUAGACCUAAUACUUCAUUAUGAUUUUUUUUCAAAGUAUUUUUCUUUGAUUUUUCAUAUGAACACUUUUCCCUUAUAGAAACCACACCUAAAUUCCAAGUACCUCAUAUUUCUUUCUAGUUUGAGAUGAAGUGAACAUUUUUAUCAAAUUAUGCAUCACAAAUAGGUUUCCUCAGUUUUAAAAAAGGAUUAUUUUCAGAGACCAAAAUAUGGACAGUAAAAAUGACUGUCACAUAAAAAUCUUCACCGAAAAAAGAUCUUAAAUUCUUUUGGCUCUUCCUCAAAACUGUCAAAUUGGAAAAUGAAAUUAAAUCUCUGGUUCCUGCGG